Messenger RNA from Phytophthora nicotianae INRA-310, 1149 nucleotides. RefSeq lists its product as hypothetical. Lineage: Eukaryota; Oomycota; Peronosporomycetes; Peronosporales; Peronosporaceae. The transcript is spliced from 3 exons. Gene Ontology annotation, biological process: proteolysis. The coding region runs from base 1 to 1149 and encodes 382 amino acids. Gene Ontology annotation, molecular function: cysteine-type peptidase activity. The record is from RefSeq and is a predicted model, not a curated record.
AUGAGACUGGUUAAAGGCCGCUCGAAGGUGUGUAUGCUUUACAACCAGAGGUUGCCACGCUACCAGCUGAGGCGGGCACCUUACAAUCUGAGGUGGGCAAAUUUUCCAGCUGAGCAACACGUGGAGAUUGGUCAACAACUUCUACUAGCAGAUGAUGAGUUUGAUAUUGAUCCACCUCCAAAAUCUAGAGGAAGACCAAAGACAAAGGCUGCUGUAGUUAAGUCGAAGCGCAACCAAGCAAUUACGAUGACCAAUGAUGACUCAGAAUUGCACAAUAUGGGUCUGAGCAUAAAGACUAUCGCAGAGAUUCUGGCGAAAAUCCCAACAUUCAUCUCCGCGGCCGAACGGCUGAGAAAGUUUCGAAUAUUUGUGUUUACCAAGAAGCCAAAGUCCCCAAUUGCCUGGGAAUUGAGUGUUGGAGUUUUUACCACGGAAACGCUCAAGGUGAUGAAGGAGUACCACCGAGCAACGGCAGCUGUGCGGUUAGUGGAAAGAGCUGUGACCUGGAUUUCAACGAUCAACUUUAAAUUACCUGUCUACAAGCACUUUCAAGUACUGGAAGAUUCAGAUAUGGGUGCAAAACUGAAACAACUACCAUUACUUUCCCACGAGAUGGGUGUGCUUGACCUUGCAGCAAAAGGAAGUCUUGGCGACGAAAUUAUGACUACAGUGAUGACCAAACUGUUUAGUGCCAAUCCAAUUCUGAACGUGGCAAGCCCCCACAUGAUCAGCGUCCCUGUCAACGGCAAAAUUUGGACGGACAAUCAAGCUCUGGUCACCCUGUUCUUCGGUGCUCCUACCGGAAAAUUCCUUAUACCUGUGAAUUGCAAUCAAAACCAUUGGUGCUCAAUAAUGGUUGGCAUCGGGGAGAAAAAGAAGCUGUACUACUACGAUCCAAUGGGAUCUUCGUACAAGAAUGGAGUUCGUUUAGCUGCGCAAGUGGUGAAACAGUUAAUUACGGACCAACUAUUGGAUGGGUGUAGGGCUCAAAGCUACGGGUCUCAUCUAGGGAUUCAAACGGACAGCUACACUUGUGGUAUUUACGUCCUGCUUGCCUUUGAACUGUUUGCUGGAGCUCCUUCGCCAGGAAUCCUCGGCAAGAAAACCUUACAGUACUUGCGUUACAGAUACUUACAUAUGUGCAUCUAA